Jatropha curcas is the source of this 1409-nucleotide messenger RNA. RefSeq names its product tRNAse Z1 (gene TRZ1). Lineage: Eukaryota; Viridiplantae; Streptophyta; Magnoliopsida; Malpighiales; Euphorbiaceae. The record is from RefSeq and is a predicted model, not a curated record.
CACCAUUUACAACCGUAGGUAAAACCCAAACACCACUCUGUUUGAAACCUCAGCCUCAUUUCACUUCUUGACAAUUUCCUUUCUUCUCCUCUGAUUCUUGACCUAGAAAAUCCAAUUCAAUGACUUCGAAACAAGAAAAAUCUAAUCCGGAUUCUACUCUGAAGGACAAAAGAGAAGCGAAGAAGUCAGUACUGACAAUUGAAGGUUACCCAGUAGAGGGACUGUCCAUCGGAGGCCAUGAAACUUGCAUUAUAUUCCCUUCUCUCAACUUGGCUUUCGAUAUUGGCCGUUGCCCACAGCGCGCUCUCUCCCAGGAUUUCCUCUUCAUAUCCCAUGCCCAUAUGGAUCACAUUGGAGGAUUGCCCAUGUAUGUUGCAACACGUGGGUUGUACAAAAUGAAGCCUCCAACAAUUAUUGUGCCAACUUCGAUCAAAGAAACUGUGCAAGAACUCUUUGAAGUGCAUAGAAAACUGGAUGGGUCAGAACUAAAUCAUACUCUGGUUGGUCUGGAUGUGGGAGAAGAGUUUUAUAUGAGAAAGGACCUUAAAGUAAAAGCAUUCAGGACAUAUCAUGUAUUAAAAAGCCAGGGUUAUGUAGUUUACUCUAUAAAGCAGAAACUUAAGCAAGAAUACUUUGGCCUUUCUGGGAAUGAGAUUAAGAACUUGAAGGCAUCAGGUGUGGAGAUUACGAACACUGUAACUGCACCUGAAAUUGCUUUUACGGGUGAUACAAUGUCAGACUUCAUAAUUGAUGAAACCAAUAGUGAUGUUUUGAGGGCAAGGAUUCUUGUCAUGGAGAGCACUUUUGUUGAAGACACAGUGAAAGUAGAGCAUGCACGAGAUUAUGGGCACACUCAUCUAUCUGAGAUAGUUAAUUAUGCAGACAGAUUUCAGAACAAAGCUAUACUUCUGAUUCAUUUUUCAGCUCGUUAUAGAGUAGAGGAAAUCCAAGAAGCUGUUUCUAGAUUGCCACCAUCUUUAGCUGGCCGAGUCUUUGCACUUACAGAAGGAUUUUGAUGAGGGUGAUGAGAAGUUUAGGUUGAGUAUAUGUUGUCGUUUGCAGUAUCUCAAGCCUUGUGCACUUUUGACCAAACACAAUGUUAAGAAAAAUCAAACAGAGAACGCAAGAUGUACUAAUUUUGCUCUUAGCAUUAGAUGUUAGUCAAAGUUUGAAGAAAAUAUGGGCUGGCAGUGAAUUUACUGAAUUGGUGGUACGUAGCAUAGGUUUUUCACGAUGAUAGUUCUGAAAGUUUCUUGCAGUCUCCAUAUUUGUGUCCUACGCUCGUUCAAUUUUCAUUUUUCUGCAGUUUAAAGUGGCAGGAUCUAAAUUCUUGACCUUCUAAAUGUGCUUGUAUUAUGUAUUCUGGAUCAUCGAAUUAUUCCCAAAAAAGAAGAAAAUAUUUCUACUGA